AUGAGCACUUCACACCAGUCGGCCUUGCCACUGUCCGCUCAUGACUCUCCAGUAUCUCAAUCGGCAUCUUCACCCGCUCAAAGGAAUGCGCGCAGCAAUUUCCCCGAUAUGCUAGGCUCACCACCAGUCCCACCCCCGAGGGUCUCAUCUACGCACCACAGCCGUCGCAGCCCCAAUGGUUCAUCGGGAGAAAAAGGCUCUCGCCAAGGUAAGAGCCGCGGUGAUCGUAAAGAAAAUCGCGAUCGAUCGCGUGAUGACCGCAACGGCAAAAGCCGGUCCCGUCGCCCGGAUCCUCUUGAAGAGACAACACGGGACUCGGGCAGGUCGAGAGCAGCCCCCGUUUCCGCCCCAGAGAUGGAACUUGACACAGAGAACGCACAUGGGACACCUGUUGUGAAGGAGUCGAGUGCAGUCAUCAACUCAAUACAGGUCAGCGACCCGAUCGUGGACCAGGAGAGAGAGCAGGUGCGACAAGUGAGCGCGUCCCCGACAGCUCCGCCUGGAGAUGUCGCUUCAAGCUAUCCUAAUGAAUCCGUUGAGGAUGGAACUCGAACUGGGCACCGCAGUCGCCACGACUACAGCAACAACGGUAACACUGUUAAACGCAAAGAGACGACUUUCGGCCAUUAUAUUCUAGGUCAAACCCUCGGCGAGGGCGAAUUUGGAAAGGUCAAGCUGGGAUGGAAGAGAGACGGGAGCAUUCAAGUCGCAAUCAAGCUCAUACGUCGGGAUACUCUUGGAACGAAUCCGAGUCGGCUGCCAAAAAUCUACCGAGAAAUUUCGAUUCUGCGCGAGCUCGCCCACCCUAAUAUUGUUCGCCUCCACGAGAUGGUGGAAACUGACCGUCAUAUCGGUAUUAUUAUGGAGUAUGCAUCUGGGGGUGAACUUUUCGACUACAUCCUGAACAACCGCUACCUUAAAGAUAACUCCGCGCGUCGGUUAUUCGCGCAACUCGUUUCUGGCGUUGGCUAUCUGCAUAAGAAGGGAAUCGUGCACAGAGAUCUCAAGUUGGAGAACUUGCUAUUGGAUCGGAAUCGGAAUAUCAUUAUUACUGAUUUCGGCUUCGCCAACACUUUCGAUCCGCUUGAUCCAUUGGAGGAGGAGAUUGAAUACAAUCUAACCAAUAAAGAAUACGUCAAGCGGAAACGGCUGGACAAACUCGGUCCCACCGGAGUUCGACGCGGUGACCUCAUGCAAACAAGCUGUGGUAGCCCUUGUUACGCUGCCCCGGAGUUGGUCGUGAGUGACUCGCUAUAUACUGGGCGCAAGGUGGACGUGUGGAGUUGCGGUGUCAUCCUGUAUGCGAUGUUGGCUGGCUAUCUUCCCUUCGAUGACGACCCAGCAAAUCCCGAUGGAGACAACAUCAAUCUUCUGUACAAAUACAUUGUCACUACACCUCUCACAUUCCCCGAAUAUGUUACACCACACGCCCGUGAUCUCCUUAGGCGCAUACUUGUCCCGGAUCCUCGCAAACGUGCAGAUCUCUUCGAAGUGGCUCGUCACAGCUGGCUGAACGAGUACUCACACAUCGUCUCUCACAUAACUAGCAGCACCACCAAUGUUGCAGACAUCGCCAACACAACUGUCCCAGCCGAGUCUCAACCGGAAGCGCCCACUCUGGCACGCAGCGCAUCGGUUCGCGAGCCACCGAAGACACACCAAAGUCCCGUGGCAGCCGUCGGUGGGCUCAACCACCACGCUGGAGACAUUUCGCAAGAAUCGCCAAGCGAGAAAUCGAAGACAUCCCGCGAUGCAAAGCGCAGAACAGUUCAAGUGGAAUAUGUCGCUCCGCAGUCCCAGACUGUACGAGGAGAAUACCCUGCAGAUACCGAGUCACGCCCUCGCGGCUCUGCUCAGACGGAAGAACAGGGUCCUCCAGUACCCGAGAAAUCAGCGGAGCCAGUCCCCAUCAAAGCCAAGGAGAAGCCGCCUGUCAAUUACGACAAGCCUUUGCCAGGACAUUUCCCUCGUUCCACUUCGGACAACGUGGCUAUCACUGGAACCCAUACCACCACAGUUCCCUCAAACGCAAGACCGACAACAGGUGGUUCCAUGGCCUCCUUCAAUACUGGUCGCCUGCCUUCACGGGGCUCAUAUGGGCAGCCAGUGGCCCCCACAGUUACCGCAACUAACACCGAGGGUCGUCUAGCACAGCCAAAGAGCCGUCAAUUCGCCCUUGGUCAGAAUCCUGCACAGGCAUCGACUACCUCCAUCGGCCGCCCCAGUACUCAGCAACUUCCUUCAACCUUCAAUCCUACUCCCCGGCAAGAGCCUCCCAAGGGGCAUAAGCGAUCGAACACUGUUUCUAGCCUUGGCGAAAAGCUUUUCGGGCGCACCGGUUCUAUUCUGAGUGGCCGCAACUCACAAAAUACUGCAGCUCGUUCUCGGCAGAAUAAGCGUUAUCCUCCCACCAGCAUGAAAGAGACCCUUCCCCGAGAAGAUUCUCGCGUUUCCAUGGAUUCUCGACGGUCUAUGCAGUAUGGCCACAAUAGGAAAGCUAGUGAAGCUGGCGGUGAGGGCCGUCCUCGUCGCUUUUCUCUUCUCCCCCAAUCUUUCUCCAUCCGAGGCUUUGGGCGGGCUCAAACCCCCGAGGAAGCACCACAGACCCCCCGACCUGUUGACCCUCGUGGCCCCCAGCGCCCAGCCACUGGACCAGCUACUGGCCCAUCCCCAACCCGACCUCGUGCGACGAGCUAUGGAACACAAGAUGCCAUGGGAAUCGUCAAUGAAGGACCAUCAGACGAGGUCCAUGAGACUCCCCAAGAGAAUGAUCCACUUAGCUAUGAAACUCAGAUCGAUCAACAAUUUGCGGAGCUUGGGUCUCGGUUUGACCAAACACAGGACUCAUUUGGAGCCAUCUCUUCAGAACAGGUCUACCAAAACGAUGACCAAUACCAAGGAAACAACUACACAUAUUCGUCGAAGCCAAACUACUACGAUGACUACAAUGCCACCUACGACAGUUUCCCCCGGUCAUCCAUGCAAGCUGGUCGGCUCGGGCGUGGGCCCAAUGUUCUGCAAAAGAACAACCGCAAAUUCGCCGACGCUUACGAGUAUGAGCGGGAUUCUUCCCAUCACUCCGGCAGUUCGGGCGCUGCCCGCAAGGUGAUGGACUUUUUCCGACGUCGUGCCAAGUCUCGAGCUGGUGGUGACGACAGGUGA
Molecule: messenger RNA, 3162 nt
Organism: Penicillium manginii
Lineage: Eukaryota; Fungi; Ascomycota; Eurotiomycetes; Eurotiales; Aspergillaceae
Product: putative serine/threonine protein kinase (Kin4)
Exons: 2
Coding region: 1-3162 (1053 amino acids)
Biological process (GO): microtubule cytoskeleton organization; protein phosphorylation; intracellular signal transduction
Cellular component (GO): cytoplasm
Molecular function (GO): protein serine/threonine kinase activity; ATP binding; tau-protein kinase activity
Source: RefSeq, a predicted model, not a curated record